This is a messenger RNA of Mauremys mutica (yellowpond turtle), 1398 nucleotides long. RefSeq lists its product as uncharacterized. The record is from RefSeq and is a predicted model, not a curated record. The transcript has 9 exons. Bases 449 to 1129 code for a protein of 226 amino acids. Lineage: Eukaryota; Metazoa; Chordata; Testudines; Geoemydidae.
GUUGAUUUUGGGUUUUUGUUUUUUACACAACAAAGUACCUGGCAGAAUGACUGUGAGAAGACCUGACACAUAAUAACCUACAGUGGGACGUACAGAAAUCCAUAAGACAACAUAUAGAGAAUUUAUACAAGAUAACAAGAUUCUCACCAUGAAGAAGCCAGAUUUUUUUUUGCUGAAUCAGCCCCGAAGAUGCUACCUUGGAACACAAAUUUUAUGUGCGGUCAUUUUGCCUAACAGUAUCAUCCCAUUUGGUACAGCCUUCAAGAUGUCACUCUUUUGUUCCAUUUGCAAGCAACACUCAGAGAGCACCCACUCGCCGCAAAGCUCUUACCAAUAAGCCCCGAGUAAGCCAGGAGGCAGUCAGCAUAGUUUUCCUUCAGACAGCUACUAAUAGACCGUGACUCAGGCUGGCAGUUUGUGAAAAAAUCUGCAAGGCGAGAUCUGCAACAUGAAAGGUCAACCGGAGUCCUCUGGAGGAAACCCUAAUUGUGGAUUGCCCAACACCGGGAGACUGCAGCAGCAGCUGUUCCUGAGUCGGAUGAAAGAUCCUCAGUUUGCAGCUGAAGAGCACAAUGUGAAUUAUGAGGAUGCUUUUUUGGAGAAGGAAACAGCGAACGAUAUGAGCCACCCUUCUCCACUCCCCAACGCAAGUAAAAUGCUUCCCUUCCUCAAGACACACACUAAACAUGUAUUGUUACAAGAUUUGCCACCAAGCAGGAAGGCACGUUCAGGAUAUGGGAUAAAUAUACUGAAACACUGCACCAGACUUCAGAAAUACGGAGUCGUAAAAAUCAGAAGAAAAUAUAAAACUACUGAUAUUUACUUUGACGGAGAAAUUAAAAAAUGUGAAAAAAUCCUAGCCACUUAUAAAGGAAGACUUGCAUUCCUUCUGACGACACAAGACCUGACUGGCCCCAUCUACACUACAGAAAUGGAUUUUAAACAUGGUGGGCCAAAUUUAGAGGUUGCUCCACUUCUUGGCAGCAAACCUAUGACACCCAAGGAACUGGUACUGUGUGAUAGGAAGUGGGAUCUGGCAGUUCUGAAUAAGCCUUCUAACUACCACCUCAUUGGCUGCCUGGUGCACUUCCAGCCCUGCUGUUUUCUUUCCCUACCUAGGUCCUGUUGAGCUUCUGCUCCCCACUCAAAAACUUCUCUGCUCAGCAACUUUCCCUCUGAAACAAUGCGUUUUUAGGAGCCUUUUCUCCAAUCCUUUCUCCUCUCCACCUCCACCAUACAAAUAGAGUAGAACCUCAAAGUUACGAACAACAGAGUUACAAACUGACUGGUCAAUCACAGACAUCAUUUGGAACCGCAAACAUGCCAUCAGGCAGCAACAGAGACAAAAAAAAGCAAAUAUUGCAUUGUACUGUGUUAAACGUAAACUACUAAAAACAA